GUCAUUCUAUAUAAAAAAAAAAUCUAAGCGUAACAUUUUAAGCCCUUUUUCCAAAUUUCUACCAAAGAGAAAAAAAAACCAAAAUCUAAACCCUCUCCGCUGCUGCAAAUACAAACUCCACCACUGCCGCCAAACGUCCUAGGGUUUCAGCUUCCUAAAUGGCAGAGAAAGAGGCAUCGGUAGAGCCUUCCGAGACCAACACACCAACUGAAGACAUGGAUCUCGAAAACCUUAACUCUUCCGCCCAAAACCCCGAUGACGUAGACGACGCCAAUGGUGUCAACAACGGUGACUCAAAGUCGAAGCGCGGCAGAGAAGAAGACGGCAAAGAAAGCGACGAGGUAUCUAAAAAACAGAAGUUGGAGAAGUCUGUAGAGGAAGAAAGGCUGGAGGAGAAGUCCGAGUCGGGUCGUGUCCGGCUCGGCCCGAAGGAUUUCGGGUCGUCAGUCGAGAUGUUUGAUUAUUUUUACACUUUGCUUCAUUAUUGGCCUACUCAACUCAACCUUAACAAGUAUGAGCACAUGGUAUUGCUGGACUUGCUUAAAAAAGGUCAUCUAGAGCCUGAUAAAAAGAUUGGUGGAGGGAUCAAAGCUUUCCAAAUACAAAAUCAUCCAAUGUGGAAAAGUAAAUGUUUUUUUGUCAUUAGGGAUGAUGAAAGUGUUGACGAUUUUAGCUUUAGGAAGUGUGUUGAUCAUAUACUUCCCCUGCCAGAAGAUAUGAAGAUUAAACCUGAUGCAAACAGGGCAUUGGGCAGUGGGGGUCGGAAAGGACGAGGUGGAAAAGGAGGUGGACGAGGCCACGGAAGAGGUGGUAAGUCAAGAAACUAAGGCAAUGGUAAUUAAAAUGGGGUUGAAUUUGGAUUCAACUCUGUUGUAGGUUCAAAACUGCUUUAUUUUUCUUAUAUCUGGCCUCAAGUUCCCAACUAACGCAUUUUCAAAAUUUUGGAUGUUGACGAAAUCAACGAUUGUCAUUUAUUGCUUUUUAAUUUGUGUUGCAUUUUAAGCAUUGGGGUUAAAACCAUCCAUAAUUAUUUAUCUCACCUGUUUAUGUUUAUGUUAUAUACAGCAAUGAAAUUAACAAGGUUUUGUCUGGGUUUGAAAUGUUGUGUUUCAUGUUUUAUUUUUGCUUAUAGUUUAUGAUUGAAAUAAGUCAAUGCUUUUGUGUGCAUAAGUAGCGUCCAUUAAACAUUGCUGCCAUUCUGAUGCAUGCAUUCCGGUAGCUGCAUGAAUAAAAUUUCUUAUUGCAAACUGACAAGCUAGCUUUUUUAUGUAAUUGUUGUUUGUUGAACAUUG
This is a messenger RNA of Durio zibethinus, 1292 nucleotides long. RefSeq names its product protein EMBRYO DEFECTIVE 514. NCBI's taxonomy places the organism in Eukaryota, Viridiplantae, Streptophyta, Magnoliopsida, Malvales, Malvaceae. Gene Ontology annotation, cellular component: chloroplast; nucleus. The record is from RefSeq and is a predicted model, not a curated record. Gene Ontology annotation, biological process: chloroplast rRNA processing; nucleologenesis; chloroplast organization.